This is a messenger RNA of Vespa velutina, 4409 nucleotides long. RefSeq names its product protein THEM6-like. The record is from RefSeq and is a predicted model, not a curated record. NCBI's taxonomy places the organism in Eukaryota, Metazoa, Arthropoda, Insecta, Hymenoptera, Vespidae. The transcript is spliced from 5 exons. The coding region runs from base 1374 to 2126 and encodes 250 amino acids.
GUUAAAGAAAAAAAAAGAAAGGAAAAAAAAAAAGAAAGAAAUACAUAGAUACAUAAACAUUUCUGUGUACGUAAAUGGCUUCGUCACAGCUCGUACGUUUCAUCCAAGGACAUUGUCGAGUUAUUACAGUACAUUUCUCGUGGAAGAGCUAAACGCAAACAGUGACUAUUUCUCCAAAUAAAUCUUCUCGAUAAUCGAAAAAAAAAUCCAGUCAAAUAGAUAUCGAUCGAUUCCGUGUAUUUACAUAUAUCUCCCUUUUAUCCUUUAACAGUUUAUGCAAACAUCGUUUCUGGCAAACACAUUCUGUUUUAUACAUUCUUUUUUUUCUGUCACUUUUAUUUUUAUUUUUUUUUUCUCCUCCCCAUUUUAUAUGCCUAGUAUCGCCUAAUUAAAAUUGACUAUUUUUAUAUUCAUCGAUAAGAUUGAUAUCAUGUAAUCUCAUAAAUAGAUAAAGGAUGUCUGUCUUAUAAUACAAUAUGAACAUAAACGAGAUAACCUUGUUCAUUCUCAUUAUUAUCUUCGUUGUAUUCUAAUUUUUGGUAUUCGUUGAAUUUGAAAAAAAAAAAAAAGAAAAAAAGAAAAAGAAAAGAAAAAGGAAAAAGAAAAGAAUAGAAGAAAAAAAGGUUGUAAUGAAAGAACAAUUUUAAAUACGAAGAGAGAAAAGUUCGUAAGAGUAGAUACGCCUUCAAAGAAGUUUCGUCGAAAAAUAAAAAAAACUGGCCAGGGUUUCUGCGAAGUCUGGUUACUCCCACCGCUACAGUUAGUCCAAUCCUCCCCCGUAAGCGAGAAUGUUCUAAGCGCAGAUGCAAGAGCUCGGAAAGAAACGAUCUGGUCGACACGAUGACGACGACGACGACGACGACGACGACGACGACGAUAACGACGAUGACGGUGUGUUGAACACAUCGAGCUAAAGGAUUAUCAGUUGUUGAGAUGUCUUCGAUACGAACGGGCUUCCUCUUAGGUCUUCGUACAGUAAGAGAACCCUCACUUGCAGAAUCAAAAUCUUCCGAGUGUGACGUAAAGAGGCUGAAAAAGAAAAAUAAUUAAAGAAAUAAAUACAGAGCUCUUCGUUAUUCGAUAACUCGAUGACUAAGACGACAACUUUUCGAAGGAUUACGAGGUAUCCUUUAAAGGAUAUUAUUGAGUAGGACUCUGUGAAAGGAAAAGAUUUUUAAAAGUGUCGUUUAACAUGAUAAAAAGAGACCAGAACUUUUUAUCAACGAAAAGUGAACCGUCUCGAGCACGAAUCGAUAACAACACGGCUUCCCGCCAGUUGAAAGCUUCCAAAGUCUGAUCGAAUUACAACACAUUGACCAUUAUCGUCCCAGCAGGACGACAAGAUCAUCAACGAAAGGACGAUAAAUAUUAGGAUGAUAACUUGUUGGGUCCUAGCCGGUAUCCUCGGUGCCGUCAUACUCCUUCAUCUCCUCGUCGAGGUUCAUUAUUUCCUACGUAUGUUCCUCACGGUUUUCCUUGCGAGAUUCUGUAAAAAGAAAAUUCAUAUACUUGAUGAGGCAUCGGUCUAUGGUAUUUGUACUACGACCGAUGUAGACACUCUUCUCUAUCACAUGAACAAUGCAAGAUAUUUGAGAGAAUUGGACUUUGCUCGAGCUGAUUUUUACGAGCGAACUGGUCUUUAUCGUGAAAUUUGUUCUCAAGGAUCUGGUGUCGUUCAAGGAGCAGCAACGAUACGUUAUCGGCGAUUUCUCAAACCUUUAACUAUUUAUAAGAUAACUUCGAAGAUCAUUUAUUGGGACGAAAAAACGAUUUUUAUGGAACAUCGUUUUGUUACGCCGAGUGAUGGAUUUAUCCGAGCUAUAGCUAUCUGCAGGCAAAGACUUUUAGACUGCAGUGCAGAGACGGUUAUGGGUACUCUCGUUGAUCGAGGUGUUAAACAAAAUGGUAACGUCGAGGCAGGUGUUACACAGAUAACUCACGUGAGGCCAGAGAUACCACCAGAAGUAGCAAGAUGGUUAGAAAGUAAUGAAAUUUCCUCUGCGAUUCUUCGACAAUCAAUUAUACCUACAAUGAAUACUACAACAACAGCAACCACGACGACGACAACAACAACAACAACAACAACAACAACAACAACAACAACAAUAACACCUUCGAAUUGCUGACAAAACGAAAACGCGACGAAUGGUGUCGCAGAAACGACGAUCUACGUAACUACUACCGUCUAAAUAUACGAUACGCGAGAACAUGAAAAGCACCGUGUUUAUAUGUAUGUUCAUUCAGAAUAAUAUUUCCAAGUGCACCGAUCAUUCUUUGUUUGUUGAUAAUUUAAAGAAGAUCUGAGAUUCUUCCUUUAUGUAUAUAUAUAUCUUCCUAUAUAUAUAUAUAUAUAUAUAUAUAUAUAUAUAUAUAUAUAUAUAUAUAUAUCUUCCUACAUAUAUAUAUAUAUAUUUCUCAUACGAUUUUUUGUUCUACGUAAAUGUAUUAUAUACAAUAUCUACUUAUAUAUAUGUAUAUGUAGAGAAAAAUAUAACAACGCGGUGCUUUUAAGAUGACUGCUCAGGGCUAUUAUUUGAUGACCGAGAACAAAUAUUUACACGUAGACAUCUAACAAUAAGAUUUAUUCUUAUCGUCGCUUCAAGUUUAAAAAGAAAAUGUAAAAAAAGAAAGAUACGUUUCGCGAUGUCGAAUUAACAAGGGGAUAAGAAAAAAAAAGAAAAGAAAAGACUAGUUCUAUAAACAAAAAAAUGAAGCACGAUGCGAGAAAUUGCGUGCAACUAAUAUAAUAUAAUACAUAUGUAUGUAUAUAUAUUGUAUGUAUGUGCUAUGUUUCUCUUAGAAACUUAAACUAUAAAAAUUAUUAGAUACUUAUACUCUGAUUAUAUACAGGGUAUAUUAAAUUUGACCUAAUCACGCGAAAUAUUUCUGAGUGAAUUAAAGAUUUUAUCGAUGAACAAAGAAAUUAUCGAUGUUAUCUUUUUUCUUUUUUCUUUUUUUAUGAAUCAAUGCACUUUUAUUAUCAAUUAUGACUUAUAGAAAGAAAAAUUUAAUGAUAUAAAUUUGUUGCUCUCUAUUAAUGAAAUAAUAUCUUAUCAGGAUAUUAUUUCGUAUCAUCGAAAAUAACAGCUUAAAUUACAUCAAAUAUCUUGUAUGAAUAUGUAAAUGUAGUGAUUUAGAAAUUCAUAUACGAGCUGGUGAUUAUGAAAGUGGCUUAAGUCUUACACACACACACACACACAUACAUCUAUAUAUGUUUUUGAUGCUUAUGCAUUAUUAUAACGUAGAUCAAUAAAAUAAAUGAUAAAUUGAAUUAUUCCAAACUUUAGAUUUAGCCCAUUUUUAUGAAUACUGCUCAUAUAUAUACAUAUAUAUAUAUAUAUAUAUAUAUAUAUAUAUUUAUAUAUGUAGAUACAUAACAAUAUAUGAUCUUAUUUAUGACGAGAAGAAAAAAUUUUUACACAACAAUUUUACAAAUGCUCAUUAAUUUAAAUCGAAUUUAUACAUUAUUAAAUAUGGAUUGAUUAUUAUAUAAAUUAAUUAGUCUUUCUUUUUUUUUUCUUAUUAAAAUAAGAAUUAAUCUUUUCGCUCUAAACGGUGUAGAUAUGUAUAUAAUAUUAAAAUUUUAUUUCAUACUAAACACCAAAUGUCAUAAAAAAUUGACAAUUAUGAAAUAAUAUCAUACUUUGGUCACGAAAUCACACGAAAUUUUAAUACUAAACAAGUUUUCAUUUUUAAAUGUUUUUAUAUUUUUUUUUUUUAUCUUGUAAUUCUAAAAAUAUAAUAUUUCUAAGAGAAAUGUAAAAUAAAAAUAUAACGCGCGUAUUGUUUUCAAAGAAUAAUCUUUUUUAUUGUAAUAAAGUAUAUCACUAAACUUAUAAAAUAUAAAAAUCAAGCACCGUAAACUUUUUGUACACAAACACCAAGAGCGAAAGAUCAAUUUGCAAAACAAUAUUUAUCCAAGAUAACACAUGAGUUUAUAUAAUGUAAUUGAAAUUUCUAUUAAUUGUUGAUUAAUUUCUCUUAACGAUAAAAGAAAAGUCUGAAAAAGACAUUUUUUUUUUUAGAUUUCAUUGAAUCAAACAGACGAGAAUAUCUUCGUUUUUUUUUUUUUUUUUUAUUGCGUCACACUGAGAGGUCAUAAAAAUAGUUCUAAAUUAUCAUCUAAUUAUAUUUAUGGAAUGAAUGAAUUUCUAUAUUAGCACAAUCGACGACAAGUUGAAAUUUAUAGUUCGUUUAGAUAAAUAAAGAAAGAAAGUAAUAUAAAAUCAAAAAAAGAAAAACAAAAAAAAAAAAACAAAAAACAAAAAAAUAAUAGCGAGUAGCAAAAUACGCUUUGUUAUUAUAUAUCUAGAUUGUUCUGUAAUAAAAUUAUUACUACGUUGUGAAUAUGUUCUCGAUGUUAUUGUCGUCCAAAAAAUAUUAGAAAAUAAAGAAUUUACAGAAAUCAA